Molecule: messenger RNA, 2691 nt
Organism: Melanotaenia boesemani (Boeseman's rainbowfish)
Lineage: Eukaryota; Metazoa; Chordata; Actinopteri; Atheriniformes; Melanotaeniidae
Gene: ccni
Product: cyclin I
Exons: 10
Coding region: 287-1567 (426 amino acids)
Biological process (GO): regulation of cyclin-dependent protein serine/threonine kinase activity; mitotic cell cycle phase transition
Cellular component (GO): nucleus; cyclin-dependent protein kinase holoenzyme complex; cytoplasm
Molecular function (GO): cyclin-dependent protein serine/threonine kinase regulator activity
Source: RefSeq, a predicted model, not a curated record
UGGGCGGGGACUGUCCUGUUCUCUUCCCCAACCCCCUCCUCGGAAGUAGACGUAUCUGUCUAUAUUCCAUUCUUUUCUUUUUAUAUAUAUUUUUUUACAGCCCCUUUUCCCUAAGCAAUAGGACAAUGGAAGCCACGAUGGACGACUGAACAGAAGUGCGGGUUCCACCUCUUUUCUUCAUCCUUGAAUCGAGUGGACCGGAUGAAACCCAACUGUGGUUUUCUCCGCUACGCAGGGGAGGUAGCUGUAUCCAGUGGGGAGGUAGGCUUGACCUGGGGAGGACAGAAUGAAGUUCAUGGAUCCCUGGGGACGCCAGAGGCUGUCUUUUCUUCUAGAAAAGGCCGCCUCUAGGGAAGCCAAGAUUUGGAAGGUCUACGUGCCAAAGAAACCCUCCUCACAGGAUACAGACAUCUCCCCGACCCAGCGGGACGAGGCCGUGCGAUGGCUGACGGAGCUCCACAGCAGACUGCGGCUCUACCCAGAGACCCUGGUGUUAGCCGUUAGCAUUCUUGACCGCUUCCUCAUUUCCAUCAAGGCCCGUCCGAAGUACCUGCGCUGCAUCGCCAUCGCCUGCUUCUUCCUGGCUGCUAAGACCUGUGAGGAGGAUGAGUGUGUGCCCUCUCUGAAGGCGGUAGUCGCCUCCAGCAACUGUGGCUGCUCCCCAUCAGAGAUCCUGAGGAUGGAGCGGAUCAUCUUGGACAAACUGAACUGGGAUCUGCACACUGCCACAGCUCUGGACUUCCUGCACAUUUUCCAUGCCAUGGUCCUGUCAUGUCAAUCUGGGUUCCUGGACUCCAUGCUGGGCCUGAACCGGUCUCAGCACCUUGCCCAGCUCACACAGCGACUGUACCACUGCCUCGCGGACCACACACUCAUGCAGCUCAGAGGAUCCAUGCUGGCUUUGGCCAUUAUAACCCUGGAGCUGGAGACCUGCUGUCCUGAUUGGCUGGCUCUGACCAUCAACCUGCUGAGGAAGGCGCAGAUCGACAGCUCUGAGUUGAUUCGCAGUCGAGAGCUGGUGGCACGUAGUAUGUCCACACAGAGAGCUUCCCUGUCUCCAAACACUGUCUACAUCUACCAACCCCUGCAGAGCCACAGCACCCUGCAGCUCCCGGCCCUGGACCCCUCACUUACCUGCCAAACUCUGGGGACCAUCACCUCCACCACCGAGUCUUCCAGGGACCACACACUCACUAAUGCUACCCCUGGUGGAGAAGAGGAGGGCUCUGUCUCCUCCUCCUGCUCCUCAGCUCUGCUUUCAUCACCCAAACACCUCCGCCAUCUUAACCAGCUGAGGAAGAUCACGCUGCGCUGCAAAGCUUCCACCAAGCGCAAGGUGGAGCAGAUGGAUGUGGACGACUUCUACGAUGGCAUCAAACGACUCUACAACGAAGACAUCAUCAGCCCCACCGCUGUCAUCCAGGAGGGGGCAACGUCUGCAGUAGGGGCGAUGACAGCAGGUGCUGGAGGAGGAGGAGGCGGCCUUUCCAUCAGCAACGUGGUGUUGUCCCGACAAGAAGGCAGCUCCUCCCCCUGCCCGCCUCUUCAACCGGUCACUUCCUCCUAGAGACCAACCAGGAAGCAGGUAACCAAAAACAGCUCAACAUCAUCAUUGACGAGUGACCCGUCAGCCGCAGGUGUUCAAGGCAGAGAACGAUUCAUAAAAAUGGCAGCUCCAUGAUGAAAUAUUUGUCCAUCAGUGUUAGUGGAGAAAACCGUCUUUUCUGAUGUUGAGUUGUUUUUGGUUGCGAUGCUUUUGAACCCAAACUGUUGCGCUGACCUGAGAUCAGCUCCCAUCAGCCCCUUCAGCUGGAAAACAGAGCCCAAAAAAAUGUAAAUAUUCAAAAGUGUGCAAAAAAAAAUUCUUCUUCUCAUAUUAAUACAUGUUAAAAUCAAAAUCAUCCAAAAAAAUUUAUAAACGGAUAAAGUUGCAUUAAUAAAAAAACAAGAAUCGAGUCCUGCUCUUGUGGUUAGUUUACUGACCUGUUGUGGAAGAAUUUCUGUUUUUGGAUUUGUUUGUUAACUUAUAUUUGUUCUCUUAAAACUCUUCUUUCUUUUAUGUAUGCGUUUAUUCUGUUUCUCUUUCGUCUAUGUUCAUGUUUUCAUAUAUUUAUGAGUCUGAAUGGGAAGACAGAGGUUGGUGUAGACGACUAUCUGAACUACUCGCCCAGAUAGAAGAAAAGUUUUGUGCCAUUUAAUUGUUAAGAAGCUAAUAUCAACAUCCCUCUGUUUUCCCUGGCCAUGCAGCUUGUAGUGAUGCUAGGUUGAACCGAUAGUUGUUUUAUUCAUCCACAAAUAGAAAAGAAGUCUUUGGAGUUGUGGCUUGGAUCUGGUUUUGGUCAAAAACUUCUGUUUUGUUGUUUGUGCCAACAGCUGAUGGUGAUGCUUUUUGCACAUCGACAGCCGUUUGCUUCAUUUAUUUCUCUACAGCAUCAACAUGAAGCUGCUGAGUCUCAGUUUGAGGUUACAGGAACUGAUUGGAAUUUUUUUUGUCUUAGUUUAAAACCCUUUAGAAGAAAAAAGUGAAUUCUCACUCAUGUUCAAAGAUAAAACUGUCAUCUGCCCAGGUUCUGUUUAUUUUAUUUGUCUUGAUACUAAAAUCUCUAUUGUUCCUGCUGAGGGAGCUAUUGGUGGCUUAUUCAGGUCCCUGAAUGCACCACAUCUCCACUAAAUAAAGAGUGUGAAAUCUGA